Molecule: messenger RNA, 3579 nt
Organism: Helianthus annuus (common sunflower)
Lineage: Eukaryota; Viridiplantae; Streptophyta; Magnoliopsida; Asterales; Asteraceae
Exons: 5
Coding region: 1-3579 (1192 amino acids)
Source: RefSeq, a predicted model, not a curated record
AUGCAUGAUCUUGUUCUUGCUUUUGUGGUAGGUAGAGUUUCUAAUGGUGAUCCCGCCUGGAUUAUUAAUCAUGGCUACGUGUUCAAAUGGGGUAGAGAUGAAAUGAGUGAGUCUUACCAAAAAAUGUCAUUAACAUGCAGGGGUCUAUAUGAGUUUCCUAGAGAAUUCAAGUAUCCAAACGUGGAUCUUUUACUACUUAUGAAUGGGGAUGAGUCGGUAAGGUUUCCGGAAAACUUUUAUGAGAAUACGGAACAUCUUCAAGUCAUAGCAUACUAUGAAAUGUCGUAUCCAUUGCUUCCAAGGUCCCUUAAAUGCUCUACAAACCUAAAAGCACUUUGUCUCCAUAAUUGCAAAUUGAUGUUUAAUGAGUGCUCCUUCAUUGGAGAUCUUGUGAAUUUGGAAGUGUUGAGCUUUGCGCAUUGUGCAAUCCGCAAGUUACCGGCUACCAUAGCGAAUCUGAGAAAGCUAAAACUACUAGAUUUGACAGGAUGUGUUGACCUUCAUAUUGAUGAUGGUGUCUUCAUAAACUUAAAACGUCUUGAAGAGCUUUAUAUGAGAGUUUCUGAAGGGAAAGCUGUUAGAUUCACAAAUGACAAUAUUGAAGAACUGAGGAUGCUUUCAAGCCAACUUUGUGCAUUGGAGGUCGAGUACGUUGAGAAAAACACCUGGCCAAAAAAUUUUUCCUUUAAGAAACUUGACAAGUUCAAGAUAUCUAUAGGAUGUCUAUUGGAAGAAGAAGAGUAUGAUGAAAAAUGUUGUUUUGAAAAAACAUUGAAGCUUGUGACUGAGUGUAGCAGCCAACUUGAGGCUUGCAAAAUUAAUGAUAUGUUCAGAAAAACAGAGCAUCUUCAUUUACAAGUAAAUGAUAUGAUUGGUCUUGAAGAUAUUUCAAUCAGUCCAUAUGGUCAACGCUCAUGUUGCUCUUUAAUAGAGCUUGAGAUUUCUAAUUGUGUAAAGUUGAUAUACCUCUUCCCAACGUCGGUGGCAAGUGGUUUGAAGAAACUUGAACGCCUCAGAGUUUGGUCAUGCUCUGUUUUGAAAGCGCUGGUAAAAGAUGAUGGAAGGGAGAUUCAUAGUGCAGGUGAGAUGAUUAAAUUCGAGAAGCUAAAGUUUUUGUCUUUGAGUGGCCUACCAAAACUGGAAAUAUUGUUCAGCAUUGAGAAUGUAGUUGAUCUACCACAACUCGUUAAAUUGGAAGUUGACGAGCUUCCCAACUUCACUAGCAUUUAUCCUGACAAGAACAAUGGUUGUGCACUCUUGAAUAGUCAGGUUAGAAUUUCAAAGUUGGAGGAACUGAGUAUAAAAUCUAUGAAGAAUUUGAAGCAGAUAUGGGGUGUUUCUAGUGGGGAGGAUGAUAAUAAUAAUAAUAUGUCAACGUUGAGAAAGAUUAGGGUGCAGGGGUGUGAUAGUCUUAACCAUCUAGAAGAACUUGAAGUUAGAGGAUGUAGGUCCAUUGAAGUGCUAUUCAACAUAGACCUAGAAUGUGUUGGCCAAGUUGAACUACUUACCAACACCACUUUGAGAAGCAUUCGCGUGGUUAGAUCUGAAAACGUAAGAGAGGUGUGGAGGAUAAAAGGUGGUGAAAAUAACUACUCUAGUAAACUCACAUGUGCCUUUGAAGCUCUUAAAUGGAUAGACAUUUUUAAUUGUAAAAGGUUUAGAAACAUAUUCACACCAACCAACACCAACUGCAAAUUUCAUAUGCCAGCACUAACAACAAUGAGAAUUGAGUACCCAAGAACCAUACACUCUCAAGGGAAGAGAGAGAUGAUAUUAGAAGGAAUUAAAGUGUUUACACAACUGUCGUUGUUGUCGCAGGUUUCUUCAAGGGAAGAGAGAGAUGAUAGUAUUUCUACUGUUGCGUUCCCAUCCAAUCUCAUACACUCUUUCCAUAACCUUCAACAACUUUCUAUGGAGAGCUAUGAUAGUGUGGAUGGGGUGUUUGAGAUAGAGAGUAGUCCUGCAGGUGGUAGAGAAUUCGUAACAACUACAAAUAAUCAAAAACCACUGCUACCCAAUCUCCAAUACUUACAUUUACAGGGUAUGCAUAGCAUUAGUCGCGUGUGGAAGUGCAGCAACUGGAAAACAAUCUUAAUUCUUCAAAAUCAAUCCUCAUUCCAAAACCUCACGACCAUACUAAUAUGGGAUUGCAAAAGGAUUAAAUACCUGUUUUCACCUCUCAUGGCAAAACUUCUUUUGAACCUAAAGGAAAUUGAUAUAUUUAGGUGUGAAGGUAUGGAAGAAGUUGUUUCAGACAGAGAUGAUAAAGAUGAAGAAAUGGCUACUUCAUAUACAACAACCACUUUCUUUCCUCAUCUUCAUUCUCUCUCUCUUGCAACGCUGGAAAAUCUAAAGCGUAUUGGUGGUGGUGUUGGUGCCAAGUCUUCAACUGGUAUCACCACUCAUGAUCAGUUUGAGUCUUCUCAUGUUACAACAAUUGUUCCUUGGUCUUUAUGCCAAUACUCUGAAGAUAUUCUUAUAGAUGAAUGUGAUUCGUUAAUGGAGGUAUUUGAAACUCAAUGGAUCAAAAACAACAUUGGUGGUGGUAUUACUAGUACUAGCAUUGAUGAAGGACAGAGUGAUACCCAUAAUACAUUACUGGUCAUUCCAGGCCUAGAAAAUAUUAAUUAUGUGCCUCGAUUGGUUAACCUAAAGAAGUUGGUAAUCAAAUCUUGUAACCUUUUGAAGCAUGUAUUCACGUUUUCCACACUUGGAAGCCUUAAACAACUCGAAGAGUUGAUGAUAAACACGUGCAAGGCAAUGGAAGUAAUUGUGAAGAAAGAAAAUGAAGAGCAAAGAAAUGUUGUGGACUUUCCUCGUCUGAAGUCCCUUGAACUAAAAGAUCUACCAAAUCUUAAGGGUUUCUUCUUGGGGAUGAAUGACUUCCAAUGGCCAUCACUGGAAAAAGUUAUGAUUGAUUAUUGCCCAAAAAUGAGUGUGUUCACAUCAGGUCAGUCAACAGCUAAGAAGCUCGAGUACAUGCAUACAAGCUUAGGCAAAUAUAGUCUUGAAUGUGGCCUUAACUUUCCCGUGACUGAACUUCAUCAGUGGCCUUUUCAUAAUUUGAUUGAAUUACAUAUGGAAGGGAAGAGUGAUGUUAAAUAUGUUAUUCCCUCCAAUGAGUUGCUACACCUGAAAAAGCUGGUAAGGAUUAAAGUAAAUCGUUGUCCUGAUUUAGAGGAGGUGUUUGAAGUAGAAGAAGCCAUGGAAGAGGGAUUGGGAUUGGAGUUACUUUUCAGGGAAGAAGAAGCAAUGAAAGGGAUAAAUAGUGGUUUAGUUAAAUCCCAAACUGUUGUUGAAAUUCCAAACUUAAUGCAUGUGGAAUUGCAAAAUCGGUUGAGUCUCAAGUAUAUAUCAAGGAGCAAUCAUCAUGGGAUAUUACUGAAGUUUUCAAACCUAACAACACUCUCUAUUCAUCAUUGUGAAAGUUUAGAACAUGUGUUUACUAGUUCCAUGCUUGGUAGUCUACAACAACUUCAAGACCUACAUAUAAGUGACUGUCCAAACAUGGAGGUAAUUGUGAGGGUAGAAGGAGAAGAAGAAGAAGAAGAAAUUGAAUGUGAAGCUGAAGUGAAGUGA